Molecule: messenger RNA, 1482 nt
Organism: Leptonychotes weddellii (Weddell seal)
Lineage: Eukaryota; Metazoa; Chordata; Mammalia; Carnivora; Phocidae
Source: RefSeq, a predicted model, not a curated record
AUGGGGAGCCCCAUUGCCCUGGGGGUCAAAGGGUCUGUGUUUCCCAGGCCGCAGCCGUGUGGCAGAGCGAGGGCAGCCCUUCCCGGGGGCCCGGCCCCUGCCGCUCACUCUCACCCAUCUGUCCGUAGCUGGCACACCGUCAUCGUGGACGGACACAGCGUGGAGGAACUGUGCAAAGCCUUCGGCCAGGCCAAGCACCAGCCAACGGCCAUCAUUGCCAAGACCUUCAAGGGCCGGGGGCUCCCAGGGAUAGAGGAUAAGGAGGCUUGGCAUGGGAAGCCCCUCCCCAAAAACAUGGCUGAUCAGAUUGUCCAGGAAAUACACAACCAGAUCCAGAGCAAAAAGAAGAUCCUCGUGACUCCUCCACAAGAGGAUGCCCCUUCAGUGAACAUCACCAACAUCCGCAUGCCCAGCCCACCCAGCUACAAAGUUGGGGAGAAGAUAGCCACCCGCAAGGCCUAUGGACAGGCCCUGGCCAAGCUGGGCCGUGCCCACGACCGCAUCAUCGCCCUCGAUGGGGACACCAAGAAUUCCACCUUCUCAGAGAUCUUCAGAAAGGAGCACCCAGACCGCUUCAUUGAGUGCUACAUUGCUGAACAGAACAUGGUCAGUGUCGCGGUGGGCUGUGCCACGCGCAACAGGACGGUGCCCUUCUGCAGCACUUUUGGGGCCUUCUUCACACGGACCUUCGAUCAGAUUCGCAUGGCGGCCAUCUCUGGGAGCAACGUCAACUUCUGUGGUUCGCACUGCGGUGUGUCCAUCGGGGAAGAUGGGCCCUCUCAGAUGGCUCUGGAAGAUCUGGCCAUGUUUCGGUCAAUCCCCACUGCAACGGUCUUUUACCCAAGUGACGGGGUGUCUACAGAGAAGGCGGUGGAAUUAGCAGCCAAUACAAAGGGCAUCUGCUUCAUCCGGACCAGCCGCCCAGAAAACACCAUCAUCUAUAACAACAACGAGGACUUCCAAGUCAAGCAAGCCAAGGUGGUCCUGAAGAGCAAGGAUGACCAGGUGACUGUGAUCGGGGCCGGAGUGACCCUGCACGAGGCCUUGGCUGCUGCCGACCUGCUGAAGAAAGAGAAGAUCAGCAUCCGUGUGUUGGACCCCUUCACCAUCAAGCCCCUGGACAGGAAUCUCAUUCUUGAAAGUGCCCAUGCUACCAAAGGCAAGAUCCUCACCGUGGAGGACCAUUACUACGAAGGCGGCAUAGGGGAGGCGGUGUGCUCUGCCUUAGCGGGCGAGCCUGGCAUCACCGUCUCCCGCCUCGCUGUGGGCGAGGUCCCGAGGAGCGGGAAGCCGGCCGAGCUGCUGAAGAUGUUUGGCAUCGACAGGGACGCCAUCGCACAGGCUGUGAGGGACCUUGUCGCCAAGGCCUAGGGAGGGUAGGGGGAUCGAGAGGGGGGAAUCUCCACAUUCCUGAAAUUCUGGCAAAGGUGCUCAAAGAUGUACGGAGAGGAGUGAUAAAGUGUAUGUUUUGAGAAAAAUGAA